AUGAUAGGUAAUAUGGAACUACACGACGGAGAUAGUUUCAGUUCUAUUUCCACUGAAAUAGAACUCCCAUUUAGUACAAAACGCUCACGUAGAUUUAUAUUAUCAUCUUCCGAUGAGUCAAGCGAUGCAUCAAUUGAGGUUACCGCGCGCCCUAGACGAAAAUGCCGCCGAAUUGUAUAUAGCUCCGAAAGUGAAAAUGAAGCACAAAAUAUCACUAAUAAGUUACUAGACCAAUGGAUAAAUCCAAGUGGAAAUCAACCUGUACUUAUACCAUUCACGGGUACACCAGGAAUAACAUUAUUGGAUUAUUUAUGGAAAGAAGAAGAUUUUUACUUACUAUUUGUUACCGAAGAAAUGUUCGAAGAGAUAGCAGAACAGACUAACAUCUACGCGAUGCAAACAUUAGCUCAGAGACGGUCAUGUCGUUUGAACAAAUGGAUUCCUACUAACAAAUAUGAAAUAAAAAAACUUUUCGGCCUUCUCAUCUGGAUGAGAUUAGUAAAAUUACCCGAAAUACACUUAUAUUGGUCGAAAGAUCCAAUAUUCGCUCAAAGCUUUCCUCCAUCAGUAAUGCCAAAAAACCGCUUUGAGCUACUGUUGCGAAUGGUGCAUUUCGUGAACAAUGAAAAUGCAAAUGUUGGAGACCGCCUCUAUAAAAUAAAACCUAUUAUUGAUAAAUUAAGAGAAAAUUAUGGAAAAUAUUAUGAUCCACCAGAAACACUAUGUAUUGAUGAGUCCAUAGUACCAUUUUGCGGCCGUGUCUUUUUUAGACAAUAUAUAAAAAACAAACGGCACAGAUAUGGUGUAAAGUUAUUCAAAUUAUGUUUUAAACCGGGAUAUACGUACAAUUUUGAAAUUUACUGCGGUCAACAACUUGGCAAAGAAAAAACUACGCCUAAAGCGGUUGCUAUGUCGCUUUGUCAAAAUAUUUUCGAUAAGGGACAUACUCUUUGUAUCGAUAACUGGUAUUCUAGCAUAGAUUUAGCCCAAGAAUUUUAUUGCGAGGAACACUCAU
Pseudomyrmex gracilis is the source of this 1015-nucleotide messenger RNA. RefSeq names its product piggyBac transposable element-derived protein 4-like. The annotation marks the transcript as partial. The transcript has a single exon. The record is from RefSeq and is a predicted model, not a curated record. Lineage: Eukaryota; Metazoa; Arthropoda; Insecta; Hymenoptera; Formicidae.